AUGGAUGACCUCUAUGAUGAGUUUGGCAAUUUCAUCGGCGAAGCCGUCUCCGACGAAGAGGCAUCCCAGGAUGGUGUGGCCGGCCAACAUUACGUCUACGACGAGGAGUCGGAACCCGAGGAGCAAGCUCCUGCAGUUCAGUCGAUGGAAGUCGAUGAAGAAGGCCCCUCCAAUGCCGUCAUAUUGCACGAGGACAAACAGUAUUAUCCCACGGCGCAGCAGGUAUACGGCGAAGAAGUCGAGACUUUGGUGCAGGAAGAGGAUGCACAGCCGCUCACACAGCCGAUAAUUGCGCCCGUCACGCAGAAGAAGUUCCAGGUGCAGGAAGCAGGCCUUCCUCCUGUCCACUACUCGAGAGAAUUCAUGACAGAUCUCCUAAAUUUUCCCGAAGGUAUCAGAAAUAUCGCUGUGGCGGGACACUUACACCACGGCAAGACUGCAUUCGUGGAUAUGUUAGUCAUGCAGACACACGAUCUAGAAGAAAGACUGGAUAAGAGGAUUGGCAGGAGGAGGGACGAACAGUUAAGAUAUACCGACACACACUUCCUGGAACGAGAACGAGGAAUUUCCAUAAAGGCCGCGCCAAUCAGUCUAGUCAUGCAAGGCACGAAAGGGAAAUCGCAUAUACUCAACAUCAUCGAUACUCCUGGACAUGUGAAUUUUGUGGAUGAGGUUGCAUCGGCUUUGCGGCUGGUGGACGGAGUGGUGCUCGUCGUUGAUGUGGUCGAAGGUGUUCAGAUCAACGCCGAGCAAGUCAUCAAGCACGCUGUUUUGGAGGAUAUACCCAUGGUUUUGGUUAUCAACAAAAUGGACCGCCUAAUCCUCGAGCUGAAAAUACCACCAACAGAUGCCUACUUCAAACUAAAGCACGUUGUUGAAGAGGUCAACACAGUCAUCGAGAAUACCAUUCCAGGCCGUGGCGAAAAGAGGCGGCUCUCGCCUGAAAAGGGCAACGUGGCUUUUGCAUGUACAUCUAUGGACUGGGUAUUCACACUACCGUCGUUCGCAAAGAUGUACGCCGAAACUUACCCCAAAGUCGAUGCUGCCGAGUUUUCCAAGAGACUCUGGGGGGAUAUCUUCUUCAAUCCUCGGAGCCGAAAGUUCACCAGAAAAGGGACGGAAGAAGGAUCAAAGAGGGCAUUUGUGAACUUUGUGUUGGAGCCCAUAUAUAAGCUAUUCUCCCACACCAUCAGCGAAAGCCCCGAAGACUUAGCGCCGACUUUACAGACGCUGGGUAUCUCACUGAAACCGUCGCAGCUCAAAUCUGAUGCGAAAGUGUUGCUCAAACUCGUAUGCGCGCAGUUCUUUGGGACUGCGAGCGGGUUCGUCGACAUGGUGGUGCAGCACAUACCUUCACCUGUUGAGGGCGCAAGCAGGAUGCUCGACAACUACUACACCGGCACCGCUGGAUCGAAGGUCAGUGAAGCAAUGUCCAAAUGCGACUCAGACGGACCUUUGGUUGUGGAAGUCACAAAGCUAUUCAGCUCUUCAGAUGCCAAAACAUUCAAUGCUUUUGGUCGCGUCAUGUCCGGCACAGCAUCACCGGAUCAGGUGGUUCGAGUCCUCGGAGAGGCAUACAGUCUUGAAGAUGAGGAAGAUUCGACUACUGCAACAAUCAUGGCUGUUCAAAUUGCCUGUUCGCGGUACAACAUCCCGGUCUCUGGUGUGCCUGCAGGAAACCUCGUUCUCCUGUCAGGGAUUGACAAUUCUAUCGUCAAGACAGCCACAGUAGUUGCUGAGAAAUACCCGGAUAAUGAGGAUGCCUACAUUUUCAAAGCGAUUCGCCAUUUCACGGAAUCCGUCUUCAAGGUCGCAGUUGAACCUGUUAACCCAUCAGAGCUCCCCAAAAUGCUCGAGGGUUUGCGCAAAAUCAACAAGUCAUAUCCUCUCAUCACCACCAAAGUUGAGGAAUCAGGAGAGCACGUUGUCCUGGGCACAGGCGAACUGUACAUGGACUGUGUGUUGCAUGACCUGCGAACGCAGUAUGCCGAAAUGGACAUCAAAGUCUCCGAUCCCGUUACUCGAUUCUGCGAGACCGUGACCGAAACAAGCGCCAUCAUGUGCUACGCAUUGACCCCCAACAAAAAGAACAAAUUGACCAUGAUCGCCGAACCGCUGGAUGAUGGAAUUGCUGAGGAUAUUGAGGCUGGCGUUGUCAAAAUUCGAGAUCCAAUCAGGAAAGUUGCAAAAUUCUUCGAGGAAAAAUACGAAUGGGAUAAAUUGGCUGCUCGAUCAAUAUGGGCAUUUGGCCCAGACGAGAUGGGGCCCAACAUUCUUUGCGACGAUACCUUGCCUUCUACCACGGAUAAGAAGCUGCUCAAGUCUGUGCAAGAGAGUAUCAAGCAAGGCUUUUCGUGGGGGACGAGAGAAGGACCACUGUGUGAAGAGCCAAUCCGCAACACAAAAUUCCGAGUUACUGGCGCCGAGUUAGCGACAGAGCCUAUUUUCCGAGGAGGCGGACAAAUCAUACCGACGGCACGACGAGCGGUAUACAGUUCCUUCCUGAUGGCCAGUCCUCGACUGAUGGAACCCAUUUACAGCGUCCAUAUGACUGGUCCAGCUGACUCGAUUUCUGGCCUCUACACAGUGCUGAUGAAGAGGCGUGGACAUGUCGUUUCUGAUGGGCCUGUGGCAGGGACGCCACUGUACGCAGCCAAAGCGCUUCUCCCCGUGAUUGACAGUUUUGGAUUUGAGACGGACUUGCGGAUCCACAGUCAAGGAGCAGCUAGUGUCUCACUGGUCUUUGAACGCUGGGAUGUCGUUCCCGGGGAUCCAUUGGAUAAAAGUAUCCGUGUAAGACCGCUGGAGAUGGCUGCGCCUCAGCAAGCGGCAAGAGACUUUGUACUGAAGACAAGACGGAGGAAAGGGUUGAGCGAGGAUGUGGAUGUUAAGAGGUUCCUGGAGCCCGAGUUGCUUGCUGGGUUAAGAGAAAGCGGUGUACUGGAUUGA
This is a messenger RNA of Cladophialophora psammophila CBS 110553, 2949 nucleotides long. RefSeq names its product elongation factor 2. The transcript has 2 exons. The record is from RefSeq and is a predicted model, not a curated record. Gene Ontology annotation, biological process: mRNA splicing, via spliceosome. The coding region runs from base 1 to 2949 and encodes 982 amino acids. Lineage: Eukaryota; Fungi; Ascomycota; Eurotiomycetes; Chaetothyriales; Herpotrichiellaceae. Gene Ontology annotation, cellular component: U4/U6 x U5 tri-snRNP complex; U2-type catalytic step 2 spliceosome; cytosol. Gene Ontology annotation, molecular function: GTPase activity; U5 snRNA binding; translation elongation factor activity.